AGAGGAGGACCCAAAUCUCCAACAAAUGCUCCAAUCUUUGUUUAAAUCACAUGACCCUUUUUUCUCACCAACCUAUGAAAAAGAGCGAGCCCAAUCCUUUUCAAGAUUAUUUUUUUCCUUAUUUAUAUUCAUCAACUUACACUCCCUUUUUAGUGUACUUUAUACCGGUUGCUGAGUUGGGUGAUUUUUUUUUUUUUGGUGAAAUUGGUAGGUUUUUAUUGUUGGGGGUUUUCAGCCUUUGAAAUGGGCAGUCUUUAGAUUCUUGCAAUUUUUAAUUGGAUUUUUUCUUAUAAGGGCGGCCUUUUUUUAAAUUUUUUUUUUUUGGGACAAAUUAAUUCUUUUUAUUGAUGCAUCGUGCUGUGCAGAAAGGAUGUUUUUGCACAUGGUUUACAGGGAUUGAGGUUGUUGGUCGUGUUUUUCUUGACAUGGCUUGUGAUUGUUCUUAAGGUUUUACAGGUUUGACAAAGUCAUAUUUGGUGUUUCUUGAUAUUGCCCCUCUUUGUCAUUCUUCAGAAAAUUGAGAAAAUAGAAUAGUUUUGGUCAUUCAUUGUUUGAUUAAAGAGUAAUCUUUCCUCAUUUGGUGAUUUUUCGCUCUUUUUUUCGUUAGAAUUAGGGUUCUUGACUAUACCUUCUCAAGAACAGACCUUUUCCCCCCCUUUUUGGAGAACCUAGAUAAGUUUUUCCUAUACCCUUUUAAUCAAAGUUUAGAGAUACUUCUUAGUGGUAACUUUCCUGUUCAAUUUGAUUUCUCUGCUGUAUAGUGAUUCUAACAGGGAGAUUCUGGUUGUAGAACUAGUUUAGUGUAUCUGCAGUGAACAUGGAUAUUUGGGUUGUGGCUGCAGCUGCUGGUGCUGGAUAUAUCGCCCAGCAUUGGAAAAACCUCUUAAGAAGUAGGCAUGAUUUGUUAGAAUCAUCUCCAGGGAGUCCUAGUUUUGUAAGAAGUGAGUCGUUAUCGCGUAUACAACAAGUCCUGGAUAAGAAUUGUUCUUCCCCUGUAGAAACACCGAGAACGAAAUUAGGUGAAUGUACCAAUUCAUGUGAUUUUGAUAUUUCCAAUUUAACCUCUGGGUUGCCGAGUGAUAAAGAACUUCAAGGAGAUCAGGGUGGAAGCAUAUGUGAUAACAUCAAUGAACCGGGAAAUGAGUCGUUACUUGUCCCUUCUACGGCUGAAUUGGCUUUUUCUUAUGGUACUUCAAGGAAAAAGAGCAACCUUAGGAGUAGACGAAAAAUGGGGCAUCUUAUAAAGCCUCUAAAUUCUCUAGAAAGUUGUCUCAUGGCUCAGUUAUACAAGGAACAUGGUGAAGUUGAAGACUAUAUUUUCAGUUCAAAGUCAUCGCCAUGGACAACAACUGCGAGGCCUUUUGUAGUUACUGACGGGAGCAAAAUUAUAAGCAGAGGUAAUUCUAAUUCUUUAAGUGCCCCGAGAGGUGCUGGACAUCAUAAGCAGCAGGAUGAUUUUUCAGCGAUGAAUACUGUAUUUGGAGUCCCUCAACUACCUAGUGUUGGAUCCAUGGAGCUCCUGAGGAAAGACAAGGUGAAAGAUCAUUCUGGAAGAUUUAGUGGUUCCAUUAGAAUGAAAAAUGAGAAACGCAGCAGUUUACAAGGAUCAUCUCAUGGUGUGCUUCUUUUCUGUCUUGGAAUAUCUGUGGGCAUAAUAUCAUCUUUCUGGAAAAAUAGAAAGGAAAUGGAUAUAUUAACUGAGUUGCUGAGACAGUCAGAGAAUUUGGUUCAAGAUCUACAUGAGGAACUUGAGAUGAAAGAUUCAUUAACCGUGAAAGAGCUUCCCACUGAAGAUUGUGAGUCACAAGAUACACAUAAUGAUCCAUCAAACAAUGAAGCUUUACAUGCACCUUCCCCUAAAGGGAAGUUGGAUAAGUCGUCAACAAAUGACGAUGAGGAGUGUCGAAGCCAGAAGACAGAGGAAGAAUCCAUGAGUAAAAUUGAAGCAGAGCUUGAAGCUGAAUUGGAGAGGUUAGAAUCAAGUAUGAACUCGUCUAAGUUGAAGGGGAAACUCGCAGAACUAGAUGAGCUUGAUCCGGACUUUGUGCCAGAUCUAGCCAAGGGGGAGUUAAGAACUGAACUCUUCAAUAGACAACCCGGAGAUCAACCUUAUGCAGAUCAGGAUGGUAGCGGAACCUCGACCCCUCAUCCUGUUAAUUAUGCUGUCUCGCCAAGAGAGCUGAGCUUGCGGCUGCACGAAGUCCUCCAAUCACAAUUAGAAGAACGCCUCAAGGAGCUUGAGAUGGCACUUCAGAACAGUGAAAGGAAAGUUCGGUAUAUGGAAGCAGAACUCGUAAGUUCUUGGAGGGAUUCCUCAAACAGUGAAGGGGGCUCUUCUUCCACACACGGUAGUCCUGUAAUGAAAGUUGAACAGCGCACAGCAGACCAGCCAGCGGUAAUCAAUUUAAAUGGUGAGGCUUUAGAUGCAUAUAACGAGGCUUAUGACAUGUUCACAAGGUUAAAUUCAGAGGAGGAGGAUGUUGUUGUUGCAUCAGGAGUUAAGGACAACAACCACCAAGAAAACUCGUGUUCACAUGAACGUAGCUUUGACUGGAUUGAAAAUGGUAGGAUGAAUGAUGAAAGUGAUGAUGAGAUGGAAAAGUUGUUAAUUAGGAGUAUUGUGGAGAAAGCCAGGAAAGGCUCUCCGGCAGUUUUAAAUGUGCAGAGAGCAUUGUUCUCACUUGAUGAUAAUGAACAUUGAUUGAUACAUUCACAACUCAUAUAAAAGAGGAAAAAAGAUUUUGCAGUUCA
This is a messenger RNA of Lycium ferocissimum, 2751 nucleotides long. RefSeq lists its product as uncharacterized. NCBI's taxonomy places the organism in Eukaryota, Viridiplantae, Streptophyta, Magnoliopsida, Solanales, Solanaceae. The transcript has 3 exons. The record is from RefSeq and is a predicted model, not a curated record. Gene Ontology annotation, biological process: asymmetric cell division. Bases 818 to 2701 code for a protein of 627 amino acids.